UGUUUGGAGCUUGGGCUUCUGAGCAGUUAGGCUGGAGCCUUGGGCUGCAGCAAAGGCAAGGCGGAGGUCACCAUCUGCUUUGUCAGCCUAAAGAGAACACUGGCCAGAACCAUCAUCAGCGGGAAGACAUCCAGACGCUCACCAUGCAGCUUAGACACAUUGGGGACAGUGUCAAUCACAGGGUGAUUCAGGAGCAUCUUGCACAGGAAGUCGGAGAUGUGCUGGCUCCUUUUGUGGCGCUGGUGUUCGUGAGAGGCCAGGUGCUGCUGAGAUUUUUCUGGAACAACCAUUUGCUGUAAAGGAAGGACAGACAGACAAGUCCCACACUCUGGAGUCAAGCUGCUGUGACCCAAACCCUCUCCAACUCUUCCUCCUCCUCCCACUGAGGAAGGUCUACCCUGGGUCAUGCCCUUUGAUCCUGCAUUUAUCACCUGUAUCUAGAUCUUCAUUAAGAACCAACUUCAUUAAGAGACUUGUCUACCUGGGCCCCAGAUCCUCUGCUCUGUGCGGAGCUGAAAGGAGCCGGGUCUCCAGUACGCAGCCCUGAGCCCUGGCCCAGCCACCUUCCCUUCCAUUAGACACCACCACCUGUUCCUGGUCUAUUUCCUGCUCUGACUGUGCCACGUGGGUUUCCGCUCUUUCUCAGGCCUAAGGAAGCCCUCCUGCCCUGAGGUUCCCUCAGGCCUCGCCUGAUCCCAUCCCUCACCCUGCAGCCCCAUCCCCUCCAGGGUGCCUCCUGCUUGCCCAGCAAGCUCAGCUUCUAGGGAGCUGGAAACUGCGACAAUUACAUUACACCCGAGGCCCACCAAGACGACUCUGCCUUUUGAGUUUGUUUUACUCUUUCUCAUUGUUUUCCCAGGCUUUAUCUGUCUCAUGGCCCCUCCCACCCCUGUAAAAGAAUUUCUAAUCCUAAGAAAGUUCGUUAGUAAUUAUGAGUCCUAUGUAUACAUAUCCUGAGGUUUUAGUAUGUAGUGUUACUUUUUUUAAAAAGUGAAAUAAAUAUUUUAUUGAGCAC
Mus musculus (house mouse) is the source of this 1015-nucleotide messenger RNA. It is a transcript of the gene Pxt1, whose product is annotated as peroxisomal, testis specific 1. The record is from RefSeq and is marked provisional. The coding region runs from base 144 to 299 and encodes 51 amino acids. The transcript is spliced from 3 exons. Gene Ontology annotation, cellular component: peroxisome. Lineage: Eukaryota; Metazoa; Chordata; Mammalia; Rodentia; Muridae.